UAUAGCCCCAAAACUAUUGAAGUACAAGCAGAUAUCCAAAACAAGUACAAGGAACCUAGCUGCAACUCGGUCUUCAUAUCACGACAACAACUGGUCAAAAUACUUGUCAACGAAGAAAUCUUAUUAGUAUAUGUUGUUAAAGAAUAUAAUGAAAAUAUUAACCCUCAUAACCCUGAAAUUAGAAAGAUACUUCAAGACUUUGCUAAAGUAUUUCCUAAGGCAUUACCAGAUCAGUUACCUCCAAAAAGAGCAGUUAACCAUGGUAUUGACCUUAUUCUGGGAUCAGUACCACUAUUUCUUCCUAUUUAUAGAAUAUCUUAUGAGGAAUUAGACGAACUAAAAUAUCA
Messenger RNA from Racocetra persica, 347 nucleotides. The record is from the annotation of a GenBank genome assembly. NCBI's taxonomy places the organism in Eukaryota, Fungi, Glomeromycota, Glomeromycetes, Diversisporales, Gigasporaceae.